Molecule: messenger RNA, 2731 nt
Organism: Diachasmimorpha longicaudata
Lineage: Eukaryota; Metazoa; Arthropoda; Insecta; Hymenoptera; Braconidae
Exons: 5
Coding region: 564-1361 (265 amino acids)
Source: RefSeq, a predicted model, not a curated record
AGUAGUGGGUCGCGUUUAAUCCUGCGAACACGUACGGCCCGAUCGUGCUCACGUGUUGGACGGAAAUUUUACGAAACAGCAGGAUUUUAUCAGUUUGAAAUAUCAAGUCCUUUUUAAUUAUAAAAUCACUUGAUCAAUUAUAUAUUCUGGUUUUUAAUGUUACGGAACGACUGCUGAAUGUACGUCACAUUUGUGGAGUAUUUUAAUGUAAAAUGAAUAAUGAGAUUGACGAUAUUGGUGAUAAAAUAUUUGAGGGACAAACGUGAUGUGCUUUUUUAUUACACUUGUUGAAUUGAUAAGUGUUACUGGAAAGAUCAGUCGAUGACUUUGUGAAGAUAUUUGAGUUGGCAAUAUUUUUGCGUGUACUUCGGUGUAAUAUUGAACAACGGUCAAUUAUAGGUGAACAAUUAAUCAUUACUGACCAGAGUAACGUGGAUAAAUACGAGUAAAGUUCAAUUAUUGUGUUGCUCAUGUACUGAAAUAUCAAGACUCAAGUGCAAGCGCCUCUGUUCAGAUAAAGGGGACUGAAAUUCAUCAAUCAUACGCGGCAGUAUUGCACUAUUAUGGAUGGACAAUGCUUGGUGGACCUGAUUUACGUAUUUUUUUUUAUUGGACUUCUAUUCAAAGAGACCGAACCAAUCAAGAUAACAAAGAUGCAGAUACCGAGUGUAGUGAGAGCUGGUACCGACGAACCAAUUAUUCUGGACUGCCCAUACAAUAUGGAGGGUGCAUCGACUCAAGCACUGGUAGUUAAAUGGUACAUCAAUGCUGAUAUACUGUAUCAAUGGAUUUUCGGGCAGCCUCCGCAAGGCUCAGACGAGUUCAGGCAGUACAUUAAUGCUUCCUAUAAAGCAAGUGACAAUCCAGACAUGGCGUACAGAGCGGUGAUGCUCGUUAGACCAAGUCAUAAUUUGUCCGGUACAGUCAGGUGUAGUGUAUCAGCGCAGCAAGGUGAGGACGAGGCAAAUGGUGAGCUGCUGGUCUACUCACCGGAGCGAUCACUACGCAUAGCAGAGCCAAUCUCCAAUGAUAUCACGAAGGAACUGUCUGUUAGCUGUUUCGCCGAGGAGGUCUAUCCGGAACCAAUUAUUAGAAUGUCGCGAGACAAUCAAACAAUUAAGGAGCUAAAAAAGGAGUCCAAUAAAAUUGACGAUGGUCGUUUCAAUGUGCGAGUCACAGCUGACAUCCCCAUCGAAAAAAUAGAACUACCAACGAAAUUUCGAUGUGAAAUCCACAUUGCGGCAGCGAAUUACACAUCAAUCCGGGAAUAUGUCUACAAUGGCAGUGAGGGCCUUCGCUUAUCCCUCGUGUUAUCAUUCAUUAUACAUCUCUUCGUUAUAACAACUGUACUGCAUUAUUGAAGAUGAAUCAGGCGGGACAAAUACAUAAACUGUUAUUCAAUAUCGAGGAAAUGUAAUAGCCAACAGCGAUGUCACCAACUCGCGAGAGGAACUACCAAAGAGAAUGAAAUGGAAUUAAAUGUAUUGUAUGAACUCCUGAUACCCUGCGUCAAAUAUUUUGCUAUUAACGUUGACAAAAAGCCAUUUUCUAUGUCAUUAAUCUGGUACACAAAUGUUUUUUUUUUUCGUGCAGAACUACCAUAGUUUGAAGACACAUAAUUCAUUAAAUACUAACAGGGUACUUUGCAAGUAAACGGAAAUGUCGCUGAGAAUUAAGAGGAAAGAAAGGACAGUAAGUAGAAUACUUUGUUCAUCCGGUAUUUAAUCUCCAGGAUAGAAUAAUAAUUUUUUUAAUGAGAAUUUUAUUUUUCAUUCGCAAGUAUUCAUCAUCCGGUGAUAAAAUCUGUGCUUUUUUCUCAUUAAACUCAUAUACUUUUCAUCCAUUGCAACGAAUUAUCUUUUCAUCGUUGCAAAGUAAUGCAUGAAACAUUUGUCAUUGAUCAUUAUGUGUAUAUCGGAAAAAAAAACUAAAAUAGGUGAAAAAAUGGAAUUUCAUAUAAGUAAAAUACGUCCGGGAGAGCAAUAAUAAAAGUAAAUAACAACGAGUUGGAAGAGUUGAAUAUGUAGGUCACAGUGAUAGCAUGAAAAAGUGAAUGCAGACCAAGCGAAAAAAUCAUUAACACAAGGGAAAAAAUGUCGGGGGCGUAGAGAGAGGGACAGGAAAGAUAGGAGGUAAAGGAAGAUGGCAACAACGGUGUAGUACUGUGAUACAGUAGCCAUUGGUGUGAGCCAGCAAAAAUUCACUGCUCUCUUUUCCUUCAGCAUAAACUACACUGAACAACGUACAUUCACUGAGUAUUAAGAAAGGUGAAUUUAUCCAUUGACAUUGAAAUAGCCAAGUUACAUGGGAAGAGGGUUUGGCUCUUACUGUAUGGUAAAUCUAAUGCGAUAGUCUGGGAGGGGUAAGCGUAAUGUGGGUAAAUUUACAAUAUUUGGGACCUCCUAAGCAUACACCCCGGACGAUCGUACAUGUUUAUGAAUUAUUCCUGUAUUAUCGUUCUUAUAGAGACUCUAACAAAUUUUAUGUAAAAAAAAUAAAAUAUAUUGAAUAGAGUAUCUAUUUCUAAGGAGGAGAGAUUUACUGAAAUGACAAAUUGAUAAAUUUCUCUCACGUUUUUGUAACUGUUCCAAUUUAUUAUUUCAGACUGAUUUUUAAAAAAUGAGCGAGUGUUAACACUAUAUGGAUUGAAAUAAGAAAUAAAAAGAUACAGAACAUAAUCGAUGUAAAAAUUGUCACAUGAUAUUUCUCUGGAAAUAAACAGAACGUUGGU